GCCAAACAAAAGCAAGCCAUUUUUGGACUUCGCAACAAUGGAUUACAUUGCAAACUAUUGGCGCCUUGUCGUGCCCGUCAAAUCCACGGCAGAACUCACCGCGGAAGAGUUUCUGUUUGUGUUACCGUGGGUUGGCCCCCACGAGUUCGUCAGUUCCUCAUGUAUCGCGUUUAAUCGGUGGCGGCUUCUGGUUGUGUGCGUCCUGGGACAUGCCUGCAUCGGCUCCUUUAUGGCGUUCAACACGUUGAUGGAAGGGUUCGACGUGUACUUCUAUGGCCACCACACUGGCGCCACAAUUCAAGUGAUGCUUCUGUCGUUCGUGUUUUUCGGCUUUAGCGCUGCAUUUAUCGGUCCAUUUGUCGAGACGAAUCCACCCCGAGUGAGCUUGGCAACUGGAACCGGCCUGGUGGCGAUGGGGUAUUUUCUGGCGCAGCUGGCUGUUGUGGGCCAGAGUCCCUUGUUUUUAGCCAUCGGGUUCAGUGGCUUCAGUGGCACGGGCUUUGGGGUGGCGCUGAUAGCCCUGACAAGCGGGGUGCAAAAGUGGUUUCCAGACUACCGCGGUUUGGCCAGUGGCUUGUGCAUGUUUGGUCUUGGCCUUGGCUUUUGUGGUUUUACACUAUUGUACACUUGGAUGUUGAAGCGCGCUGGGCCAUACGAUCCUGUCACAGAUGUAUCUGCCAUUCCCAACUUGCUUUGGAGCACAGGGUUGGGCCUUGUGGCGACGUUAUGCUUGUGUGGGUGUGUGAUUCGUACCCCUCCAACCACGUUUGAAGUGAACGGUCAAGACAUCCAUGGCAUUCCCAUUAGUCGAGCCCCUAACCCCGACGUAGUUCACGACGAGUUUCUCAAAGCCGGAAUGACAUUGGUGAAUUACAAUCUCCUCCAAGACCACCAUGACACGCUGACAGACGUGCACUACUUUCAGCAAGUGAAAGCUAUGAGUUUACUCCAGUGUAUUGCGUCGGCCGAUUUUGUCUUGCUGUACAUUGGCUUUGCCGCCAAUGCGAUUCCAGGCAUGCUGUUUGCCACAGAAGUGUAUGACAUUGCCACUGGCGUAUUUAAUCAACCGAGCGACGUCACCAACCUCUUGGUCUUUCAAGGAUUUUUGACUAACUCUAUCGGCCGGUUGCUGUGCCCUCUCGUCUCGGACAUGCUCAUUCGAGUCUUCUAUGCCAACCCAGCCUUUGCCCGGAAGGCUGUGUUCGUGGCGCUCUUGACCGCCCAGCUCUUGGCGUUCUCAGUCGCUCACGCUGCCACGUCAUUUGACUCGUUUCGGUUGGUGUUGAUCGUCGUCGUAUUUUGCUCCGGGGGUGGCUUCGCCCUGCUGCCCUGCUACGUCACAGACAUGUUUGGGGUGUAUCACACGGCCACAAUGUGUGGCUUGGCGCUGACCUGCUGGUCUCUCCGAGCUGUGGUCGUGGGCUACGCCUUUGCUGCGUUUCGAGUGACCCAAGAAUCGCUGGGGCGGCAGUUCGACUGGCUUUUGAUCCUGGUGGCCGUAGGAUGGGUGGCGUCGCUCCUCGUGCGCACGAAUUCCAUGGACCGGUUCUACUUUGGGUACCAGUACAGCGUUUGCGGCAAAGUGGUGCUGCGAAUCGGCGGCGGGCCCGGAAUUCCUAUUGACGUCGUCGAAGGAAGCUUGGCCAUCCUCGAAACAGCUCGUGAUCGGAUAUCAAGUUCUACUCGCUGACCUAGCAGCAGAUUCGAGGUAACUAGCUACUAGUACCGUAUUAGAUUUAAAGAGUGCGACUGGUCUAUUAUUGAUGAUUUCAUUGUGAACAAAGCCAA
Messenger RNA from Aphanomyces astaci, 1788 nucleotides. RefSeq lists its product as hypothetical. The transcript is spliced from 5 exons. Gene Ontology annotation, molecular function: transmembrane transporter activity. Gene Ontology annotation, biological process: transmembrane transport. The record is from RefSeq and is a predicted model, not a curated record. Lineage: Eukaryota; Oomycota; Saprolegniomycetes; Saprolegniales; Verrucalvaceae. Bases 38 to 1690 code for a protein of 550 amino acids.